Messenger RNA from Erigeron canadensis, 1224 nucleotides. RefSeq names its product stemmadenine O-acetyltransferase-like. NCBI's taxonomy places the organism in Eukaryota, Viridiplantae, Streptophyta, Magnoliopsida, Asterales, Asteraceae. Bases 1 to 1224 code for a protein of 407 amino acids. The record is from RefSeq and is a predicted model, not a curated record. The transcript has a single exon.
AUGCCGAACCUUAAUACGCCUCUCAUUCUCUACUACUCCACAUUUCAAAAACCACAAGAUGAUGCACAGGCUAAGAUUUUUAAUCAUUUGGAGACUUCUUUAUCAAUAACUUUAAAUGAUUUUUACCCAUUAGCUGGGAGAUAUAUGCGCAAUGGUUCUUUCAUUGAUUGUAGUGAUCAAGGUGCUCUAUAUGUUGAAGCUGUGGCAACUUUCCGACUGUCAGAAUUUCUAGACGUAGCUUGGGAAAUGAAAUUCGAUAUGUUACAUGAUUUUCUCCCGUGUGAGAUAGGUGAGGUUGGUGAAAUAGAUGAUCCGAUGUUAUCAAUCAAAGUCACCAUUUUCGAGUGUGGUGGUGUUGCAAUUGGUAUGUGUUUUUCACAUAAGUUUUCUGAUAUGUCCACUAUGAGCACAUUCAUUGAUAAUUGGGCUAAUAAGAGCCAAGACAUAGUAAAUCCAUUAGAAUUAGGAAAGAAUUCUCCUACUUUUGGCUUGGCCAGUCGCUUCCCAAAAAGAGAAACGGUUGAUCAUAGCCCAAGACUUCCGAGGUCCAGCAUUAAGGUGAAUACUCCCGUUCGAAUUUUUUCAUUCAAAGGGAAUGCAAUAUCAAAAAUGAGAGAUGAAUUGAUAUUCAAAGGUGAUAGAAAUCGUCGACCAUCAAAGGUACAACUUAUUGUGGCACUAUUAUGGAAGGCGUUUGUGAGGAUAGAUAAAGCAAACAACAUACAUUCAAAGGCUUCAUUAGUUCAACAAGGAGUUAACUUGAGGGAUAAAGUAGUCCCUAAGUUACCUCAUAAUGUAUGUGGGAAUUUCGUUAGUACAGCAGUUGCACGAAUUGAGCCUGGCAAAGGGGAUGGUGUGGAACUUGAAGGUUUCUUUACGAUCUUACAUGACUCCAUCAGGAAAUUUGACAAUAGUUAUGCUAAAGCACUGAGUGACAAAGAUUAUGAGGUUUUAAGUAAGCCCUUCAUGGAGUAUUUUCAAAAUAUAACCAAUAAUGAUGUAGAUUUCUACGCCUUCACUUCAUGGUGCAAAUUCUCACUCUACAAAGCUGAUUUUGGCUGGGGGAAGCCGGUUUGGACAAGUACAGGACAGUUUGCAGCCCAAAAUUUUGUGAUCCUGAUGGACGAUCAAGAAGGCGAUGGGAUAGAAGCAUGGGUUCAUUUAGACCAGAAACGUAUGUCUCAAUUAGAACAAGAUUCCAACAUCCAAAUGUAUGCUCUUUAG